ACCAUACACCCCAGCAACCGGCAAAAUUGCAACCAAGAGAAGACGAACGGAAAAUUCAGAGAGAUUCAACGUGAAUGGGAUUUUCUUGUUUACGAUUUUCUUCUGUGAAAUAGAAAUUUGUUUGGUUUCAAAAUUUUCCGGUUUUUGAAGCUCCAUGGAAGCUUAUAAGCAAUGGGUUUGGAGAAAUAGAGAGUAUGUACAUUCCAUAGGAUCUCUUGCCAACGGGUUGACAUGGCUGCUUCCUGAGAAGUUUUCUGCUUCAGAGAUUGGACCAGAAGCAGUAACGGCUUUUCUGGGGAUAUUCACAACCAUCAAUGAACACAUUAUUGAAAAUGCUCCAACAACGCCUGCUCAUGUUGGAUCUUCCAAGACUGAUCCAUCCCUUUCUUAUCCGCUACUCAUCGCCAUCCUAAAAGACUUGGAAACUGUUGUGGAAGUAGCAGCUGAACACUUCUAUGGAGAGAAAAAAUGGAACUACAUUAUUGGUACCGAAGCUAUGAAGGCUCUUAUUAGAUUAGCCUUGUUUCGGGAUAGCGGAUAUAAGAUGCUUCUACAAGGAGGGGAAACACCUAAUGAUGAGAAAGACUCUAACCAAAAUAGAGCUGGUGAUGCAGAUAGGAAUCCUAGGAACCAAGAUCAUCAUAAUCCAUGGAACUUGGAAGGACGUGCGAUGUCAGCUUUAAACUCAUUCGGUCAGAAUGCAAGAACAAGAACAGCAACAACAACAUCAUAUAACUCGGGUUGGUCUCGAAGGAUUCAACAUCAGCAAGCAGUUAUAGAGCCUGCGAUGGUCAAGGAGAAGCGAGCAACGCUCUCGGAGCUAUUAUCUGAGAAGGGUGUUAAGGGAGCGUUGUUUGUAAUGGGUGAGGUUUUAAUCAUAACGAGACCGCUCAUCUACGUUCUUUUCAUCAGAAGAUAUGGAAUCCGGUCUUGGAUUCCUUGGGCUAUAUCGCUUUCCGUGGACACACUUGGAAUGGGGAUUCUCUCAAAUUUAAAGCUGUGGGGAGAGAAGAGCAAGCAAAUCCAUUUCUCUCAACCUGAAAAGGACGAGCUUAGGAGACGGAAGCUGCUAUGGGCAUUGUACCUGAUGAGAGAUCCAUUCUUCACCAAGUACACAAGGCAGAAGCUGGAACGCUCUCAGAAGACGGUGGAACCAGUUCCUUUGAUCGGAUUCCUCACAGAGAAAAUUGUUGAGCUUUUGGUGGGAGCUCAGUCACGGUACACUUACAUAUCGGGAUCGUGAGUGUUAAACCCGUUUUGCUCUCAAGGGUUUCUGCAACGGCACUGGAAUACUUUUUUAGAUCUACUUAGGGAGUGGUUUCAUGCUUUGUAAGAAAUUGCGUUUAUUGCAAUUAGGACAUAAUCACAGACUGAUGUAAUUUGAUGAUGAGCUGUUUAUGUCUCUAAAGAAUGGGACCCAUACAAUAAAUAAAACAAGCAUCAAAGUUUUAUUUUGAGUCUACGAAAGAGAAUUGUUGAUAAGUUAAAAGGUGUAGGUAACCAAUUUGUAUUCUGAAUCCGUA
Thlaspi arvense is the source of this 1523-nucleotide messenger RNA. NCBI's taxonomy places the organism in Eukaryota, Viridiplantae, Streptophyta, Magnoliopsida, Brassicales, Brassicaceae. The record is from the annotation of a GenBank genome assembly.